UGACACUGGCGUGGCCUCUGCGAACUGAUCAUCACGGUGAGGAGUAGGGGCUCCGGUUGGUUUCGGGGGAGCCAUAGACACGAGGUGGGUCAGCUGUUGUUGAUGACUGAGUGUGGACGCGUGCGGCGAUUAAAUGGAAAUCACCGAAAAUAUGAAGGCAUGAACUUUGGAGCCAGCUACCAAGACGAGGUGUGGAGCUCCAACAUGGUGCAGUUGUCUCCUUCUCCUUCCCCUACCCUGGAUGUCACCCCGCCACCUGAGCGCUCAGUGGAGGGGGAGGAAAGCCAGGAGGACCCCGAGACCGGCGGAAGCCCAAAGGUGGGGUCACCCAGCGAGCUGAACACCCUGGAGAUCUCCACCGCCUACCACGGCUAUGAAAACUACAUAGAUGAUGGCCUCAUCUGCCUCAAACACAAAGUCCGCAACUUGGAGAAAAAGAAGCUAAAACUGGAAGGCUACAAGAUGAGGCUGAACCGGGGCGAGGCGCUCAACAAAGAUCAGAUGGUUGCCGUGGAAAAGUAUGAGGAGGUGCUACACAACCUGGACUUUGCACGGGAGAUGCACAAAUCCCUGGACGGCUUGACUCAGAAUUUGCUGAGGGCUCAGAAGAAAGCUCAGAAGAAGGAGCAGUUGGCCACGGUGGAGACGGAGCGGAAACGUUUGACCACGGUGCUCCAGGUCCAACACCUUCUCACUAGCCUGCAGCUGGAGCACGUCCGGAGGGAUGUGCUGGCAGGACUGAACCAGGCACCGCACGUACCAGCCCAGCAGCUGCACAGCCUGAGCCAGCUCGCCGCCAUGCUAGGAGUCAAGAGGGAUAGAAGACUGACUUUAGGAGAGCAGAUGGAUCAAGCAGCUCUCGUCUACUUGGACCUGCUGGAGGGAAAAGACAAACCAGUGGCUGGUACUUCAUUUAAGCUGCUGAAAGAGACGAUCCUCAGGCUUUUGAAUUGCAAGUACUUCAGUUGUCUCCCACCUCCACCCAACAAGUCUCCAGAGAUGUUGCUGAGCUCAACCACCCACAGCACCACAUUAAAGACAAAAUCAAAUGAAGUUUCCAAGGAGUUUUUCAACAGACUAUACCUAACUGACAUGGAGACUCCUCCCACUCAGAACUGGAAGGACGACUUCCAGGCCAUUGGGGAGCGAGAACCUCCUGAUUGCUGGGAAAUGGAGCUCACAGAUGGACCCCCAACACCGCAAGCCACAAUCCAAAAACCAUGGAGAGGAGCUGCCACUUUAAUCCCUAAAGUCGUCCCAGUCACUUCCAAGAAACGGUCCGCUGACUGCAAACAGAGAAAAGAAAGGAAGUGCAGAGGAGAGCAAAAUGCCAAGUUGGAUGUUCUCAUGGUUGUGCCUGCAGAAGUUUUCAACUCCCAGUCUGAAUUGCCAAAAGACCCCAUUCUGAGGAAACGCCAACUUGAGGACCUCAUGGCUAAGAUCCAUGGCUCCUUCAGUUUCAUGCAGGACUCGCUCCUAGAUGGUGAUAGCUCCCCUACUAAUGGCCACCCCAGACUGAAGAAACGUCUGUCUGGAUCCCCUUCUACUUUGGGUAACUUGGAACCACCUCUGUAUUUUGCUCAAGCGGAUUUGUUGAGCCCUGCUGAUGUCCUGCCCACACCAAUGCAUUCCACCCCACUGCCUACCAGGCUUAUGGAGCGCAAAGCCAGUCUAACCAAUGGGGAUCAGUGCCUAGAGACCUGUGACUUGGACCUUUCAUCAAAAGAUCUACCUCAUGAACCUCUCCAGUUGCCUGAAAGAAAUGUGUUUCCCUCACCGCCACUCUACCGCAGGGAGUCGACCAUCUCUGUCAAUAUGGAGGAGAAGACCCGUCCUCGGACACCUGUAACUGAUUCAGGGAAGCAGUCCCCCUGUAAUGGGGUGGCAUCAUGCACCUCAACCCCGCCCCAGGCACAGGCUUUUUCUACCCCACCCACCAGGCGAAGUCUUACCUCCGCACAGUUUCCAAACAUCCAGUCAGUCUUCAAGGCAAAUGCCUCAUUAACCCAAAAUGCGGAAGUGAACUACAAACCAGACUCUACAGUUUUUUCUGAACCCAGGUACAGCACUGCCAGUACCCAAACACCACCAGAGUUUGCUCCAUCAGAGGAUGAGCAGCAGUCAGAAUACCAGUCAGAUUACUCAACUGGUACUGGUGGACAGAUCUUUCUGUCUCCUGGCCAGUCAGGUGGAAGCGUGACUCGUCCCAGAGAGUCCUACUACACUAGAGGAUCUGUGAGAGGUAUGGCACGUGGCGGCAAGGGACUGGCACAAACCUUUCGCUCCUCUGGUUGGCACCGAGGAGGAUCCUACAUGGCCCAGGCUCAUCUCAGGGACUCUGGCCCUCUCCUUUAUGCUGCAAGAGACUCUGGAUACCAACACAGCAGACGAGGGGGGAGACAAUACUCCAGUGCAGCAUGGAGCGACUCUUCACAGGUGAGCAGCCCAGACCGGGAGGGAACCUUCGCUGUUUUGGACUCGGGGCUUGGGGAUUCCCUGUCAGUCUCCACCAUUGAGGUCCCACUCACUCCUCACAGCCACCACCACCACACUGCCCUGCUCCCCAUGCAGCUUUACCCACUCACUCAGCCUCUGCGAGUGGCCUUCAGCGCCUCCCGCACCGCCAACUUUGCCCCGGGCAACCUUGACCAGCCCAUUGUGUUUGACCAGCUGCAUAUCAACCUGGGGGAUAUGUAUGACGCCCACAUUGGCCGCUUCACCUGUCCCGUAAAUGGAACCUACGUCUUCAACUUUCACAUCCUGAAGCUUGCCAUCAAUGUGCCACUCUACAUUAACCUCAUGCGCAAUGAGGAGGUCAUGGUGUCGGCGUAUGCCAACGAUGGAGCUCCAGAUCACGAGACGGCCAGCAACCACACCAUCCUGCCUCUUUUCCAAGGUGACCAGGUGUGGCUCAGAUUGCACCGUGGUGCCAUCUAUGGCAGCACUUGGAAGUACAGCACAUUCUCUGGCUUUCUUCUGUAUCAGGACUAAACUGUGUGGCAAAUAGCCCUCUUCUCCCGUGUUUACCAUUUGCUUUGCACUAAGUGGCAAUUUAAACUGAUGUCGGUGCCCUGUAACCAAAAGUCCAUUCAUAACAUAAGGUAUGAAAUGGUGAAAGAACUAUACUCAAAGCCAUUAUCUACAUGAGGUUUUGACCAUCUGAGAAAUGGUGUGUAGUUGACGAUGCUGGUGCUCCGUCUGACUGAUGCUAGUAAAACUAGGCUAUGAACUUGUGUCAUCUUGCUCAAAAUCAUCCUGCAGCACAUCUCCCGUUUAUCCCACAGGUCUCUGAUUUCGGUGAGAACUCUGAUGCAAUGUUACAAAUUUGUGCCUUUUUGUUUUCUGAAUGGCUUUUGGAUGAGUGGCCAGAUGUCAAAAGGCUUGUGAACUGAACGGCUGAUUUAUGAGAGGAGUUAUAACUUGAUCUACUCACAGCACUUUGCUUGAUCCUAUGCAUUAAAUCUCACUUUGCUCUGUGAAUGUGAAGGUGAGGAAGAAAAUUGUGUGUUCUUGGUGGUGGGUGUGGUGCUGAACAUGAUAUGCCUAAAUAAAAGAUGAGCAGUUAAA
Messenger RNA from Mugil cephalus (flathead mullet), 3567 nucleotides. RefSeq names its product caprin family member 2 (gene caprin2). Lineage: Eukaryota; Metazoa; Chordata; Actinopteri; Mugiliformes; Mugilidae. The record is from RefSeq and is a predicted model, not a curated record. Gene Ontology annotation, molecular function: signaling receptor binding. The transcript is spliced from 21 exons. Gene Ontology annotation, biological process: positive regulation of canonical Wnt signaling pathway. Gene Ontology annotation, cellular component: cytoplasm. The coding region runs from base 103 to 2991 and encodes 962 amino acids.